AUGAAAGUUCUUUCGUAUUUUGGGCUUCGCUCGCGAGCUGAUCACUUGAGCUCGUGCUAAGAAAUGGAUCAACAAAAAAACUUCGAAAAGUCAUCUAACGUAAACUCACAAAACGCAUCCCAAACUCAAAAUGAUUGGAUGAGCUAUUCAUACAACAGAAGUAGCGCUUACAGCUCACCAGAAAAAUCGACCAGCAGUUUUUCAUCGCAUCAAACAUCACCAUCAACGGCAUGGAAUGGAUCAUCGUCAUCAUCAUCUGAAUCGUCAUGGAGCUCCAACGACAUGCAUGGUAUGUCUCGUUGGCCAAGUUCAGCAUCGGUCAGUUCGAUGAGCUCGAUGAAAAGCUCAAAAACCUAUUGGUCGGAUACAUCAUCAUCAAUGCGAUCAAACAGCAUCCCGUCUGCACCAAGCAGUUCACGAUCAAAUAGCUUCGAUGAGCGAACGAAACGCCAAUUCUACGCGUCACAUUCCAUUUUUAUCAACAAUUUGCGUUCAGACAGCUCGGACGACUCAUUCAGUUCGGAGUUCGAUCAGUUUUAUGUGAACAAAAAAUGAUUUGUUUUCAUCAACAUGAAAUUUGCAUGUGUAAUUUCGAUCAAAUUGAA
Molecule: messenger RNA, 605 nt
Organism: Sitodiplosis mosellana (orange wheat blossom midge)
Lineage: Eukaryota; Metazoa; Arthropoda; Insecta; Diptera; Cecidomyiidae
Exons: 2
Coding region: 64-555 (163 amino acids)
Source: RefSeq, a predicted model, not a curated record